ACGACGGCACACAGGACUACAGAUUAUGGGGUGUACAACUGCCGCCAGUUUGAAUCAUCCAGUCGCAUUGCUGUCGUUUGGCAUGAUAGUUGCUAGUAAUGAGUAUGAACAGGGGCAAGUGAUAACAUCCAGUCUUGUCGAUGGAUCAGCUUGUGUUGGAGAAGAUGUCACUCUGACUUGUUCUGUACUAGGCACAGGAAGACUAACCUGGGUCAUUGGUUCAAACGAUAACACUAUUCUCUUCAACCUGGCAGAUUACUCAUCUCUCACCACUCAGACUGACUCCACUGGCCAGUUCACUGCCUCUCUGACAAACUACUCUCGAGACCAGCAGUAUUCUUUCCUGGGUGACUUAACUUCAACACUCCACACACAAGUUAACCCCUCCCUCACUGACUAUCCCAUUAAAAUUCUGUGCUUCAAUGGGAUAAGCAACAAUAUAUCUGUACCAUCAUACAUAAAGAUAUCAGGAUUGCCUUCACCUGACAUCAUCAGUGGUGUAUGGAAUAUCUCAGUAUUCACUGGUAGUUGGGUGGGAGAGUCCACGGGAUGAUGGAGGAGUGGAGAUUGACAACUACACCCUCUCUCUCUACCAGGAGGACCAGACUGUGGUCCAGACAACCACUGAGUCUCUUGAACUACCUCUCUCACUGGACUACUCCACUGUCUACUACAUCAUCAUCACUGCCAACAACUGUGCUGGCUUCAGCCACCCUGUAUCUCUGACUAGCAUGGAAGGUGAGUUUAUCAGAAUAACACACCUGGUUGGCAAAAAGCGCAUGUGCGACGGUCAAGGAGAAAUGAGUGGUUACUUCGAGUCGUUGGAUUGGCAAGGGAAAAAGCGAUACAAAGAGAAGCU
Messenger RNA from Geodia barretti, 859 nucleotides. The record is from the annotation of a GenBank genome assembly. NCBI's taxonomy places the organism in Eukaryota, Metazoa, Porifera, Demospongiae, Tetractinellida, Geodiidae.